This is a messenger RNA of Symsagittifera roscoffensis, 1839 nucleotides long. Its product is annotated as endoplasmic reticulum junction formation protein lunapark-B-like. Gene Ontology annotation, cellular component: endoplasmic reticulum tubular network. The transcript has 10 exons. Gene Ontology annotation, biological process: endoplasmic reticulum tubular network organization. Bases 34 to 1731 code for a protein of 565 amino acids. The record is from RefSeq and is a predicted model, not a curated record. NCBI's taxonomy places the organism in Eukaryota, Metazoa, Xenacoelomorpha, Acoela, Convolutidae.
CAGAAGGAUAUGUGACAAAACAACAGUAGUGUUAUGGGGAAAAUCUUCUCUAUUUUCCAGCGUCAGUCUCUGGGGGAACAGCUGGAAGAAACUGAAAAUAAUAUCAAUGCAGUUCGGAAAAACCGAUACCAAAGUCAACAACGUCAGAAAAGAAUUGUUGCUUCAGUAACUCUAUGGACGCUUCUACUGUAUUCACUUUCUGCUGCUUCUGUUUUUGCGUAUUAUUUUCCUUCUUCUUGGAAAAUGCGCGUCGUUUAUGCGCUUCCUCUUUGUUUUGGCCCGGUUUUGGCAUAUGUGUUGCGUAGAAUAAUCAUGCUUUACUUCACCAGCCGAAUCAAGAGCUCUGAUGAAGUGUUACGCAGCUUAAUUGAGAAGAAAAAAGCUCUGCUGGAGCAGGUGAGAGAGAAGGAAAGCUAUAAGAAGGCAAAAGAAAUCCUGGAGAAAUAUGACCCCGAGGUGAUCAAAUUCAAGAAUAUGGCAGAAGAACUCCAACGCCUAAGGUCACAAUCUGCUAACAACGUUAUAGACAACGGUGAACUGAGACGCCGACAGCUGCCUCACAAUGCUUCCCCAAAUGCCGCUCUCACAGUUACCCCAAUGCAUUCGCACCCUAGAGGAGCCCAAUUCAGGAAUAGUCCGGCGACCACGUCUAGUGCCAUGCAUCAACAGAGAAUACCACCCGGGUCCGCAUUGAUAACUCCUCAGAGAUUCCCAAUGCACCCCAUGCCCACUGCUCCUUCAUCGGCUAGAAGCGGUGUAGCGGGAGUGGGAGGGGGAGGGGGAGGGGGAAGAAGGAGUACAUUUGAUAGAGUGAUGGAGUACAUUGUGGGAGAUGGGCCGGAUAACAAGUUUGCCCUCAUCUGCUCCUUCUGUCUCAACCACAAUGGAAUGGCUCUCAAAGAGGAGUUCCAAUAUGUCGCUUUUCGCUGCGGGUAUUGUGGCCAGUCUAAUCCGGCUAAGAAAGAGCGACCGACUGCUCCGAAACUUCCUCUGAACCUCACCUCUUCCCCACGAGCAGCUAGCCAUUCUGCGGAUGCAGUCAACAUAACAAACACUUCUUCGGUGUUCACUAAUCGAGUCAACAAUACAACGGCGGCAUCCGCUUCUACACUGUCACUCGAUAAUAAUGUCACGACCGAGAGUUCGUCCGCUAGGGAAGAUAGGGAAAGUGGAGAGGCUAAUAGAAAUCAAGGUCAUCGAAAAAAUUCAGCGCCUAGUUUGCUCAACUUCACAGCAGAUCAAGGUGAAAAUCGGGUCAUUGAAGACGCCGAUGAAAAUAAUGAAAUUGAAACUGACGACGAGAAUGAGGAUACAGCUGCCAAUGAUGACAAUAGUACCGGGUUAGUCGAGCAGCAAGAAGUCAAAUAUGUCGAUGGUUUUGGGGGCGGGGGCUAUAGAGAUGGGGGCAAGGAGUUCGAUGAGUUCGAAGAAAAAGACGAGUCAAUGGAAUGUGAUGAUAUGGAUAUUGCUGACAGCGAUAAUAGAUAUGGAAGAAGUGGCGAGAAAACCUUAAAUAACGAAACUGCUGAUGAAACAAGCAAUAGUGUCUCAAAUUCACACCAGUCUCGGGAGGAUGAAGCUCUAAGCAGUGAAGGAAGCGUAGAUUCCGUCCAACCUCCUAGCCAAUCAAAUUUGGCUUUGGAUUCAACCAAUCAGAAUAAAGCAGAGAGCGAUCACGUGGCAUCUAAGUUGACGGGAUUUGAACAGACACUUCCCGAUCUACUUCAGUAGUAGUUUUUUUUUAAAUUUUGAAUGUUAACCCGAGUGUUCAAGUUGCUCUAAGAGUUCAUUUCAUUGUUGCGGUUAUGAUGUAGAUUAAUUUAAUUUUUUGACUUUUGU